Molecule: messenger RNA, 965 nt
Organism: Seminavis robusta
Lineage: Eukaryota; Bacillariophyta; Bacillariophyceae; Naviculales; Naviculaceae
Source: the annotation of a GenBank genome assembly
AAUGACUCACGGAUCUCGACUUCUCGAAGGAUACGCGGAUACCCCGCUUCUCACAAUUUCCAGUUCACAACUCCACAACGCCUUGAAAACCCAUUCAAUUUCAACUCCAGCCAGUUCAUCCAGGCAACUACUAAAAAGAAGUCCACCAUGACCAUCUCCAGCACGUCCUCUAUUUGCCUCGAAUGCAACUCUCGGGCGAUUGAGUGCCUCCAAGAAGGCGAUCCAUGUGAAGCUACCCGCCUUUUAAAGGUAGCUCUGACUCGCCUGCAAUCUGACAUGACUUUCAUCAAGUUCCAAAACAACGCCGCUGCUCCCCAAGACGACGUUGCGUCUUGCUUUACAUACGGAUCCAUCUACGGUAUCUCCGUGUCUCCCGACCUCCUUACUGCCUCCUUGUUCCAAUCUCAAGAUAACCUCUUCCCAUGCUACUUUCGAGCAUUCGAAGUGGACGAGAACGCCCAAGAAUCCCUCAAUACAUCCACCACCUUUGUGAUUGUCCUCUACAACCUCGCUCUCUCCAUGCUGCUCGAGUCUCAGUACAAGGGACGCCGGAUAAGCCGACAUGAAAUCGCCGUUGUCCUGCAAAUGUUCCAAGCUGCCCUGAAGGCUGCCAAUGUCCUCUGGGAUAAUGGACACCGCGAAGAAGUCCUAUAUCUGGUCCUUGGAAUCACUACCAACUUGGGCUUUCUCCACAGCCUGUGUCACAAUGUCAAGGAAGCACGGGAUCAUCUUUUGUUGGCUGUGGAUCUCGUGGGACAUGCCGCUGCAGAAGAUGUUGUGCCGCUGGAAGACUAUGAGUUCUUCUACACCAGCACUUGCAUGUUCUCUUCGGGUGUAAACUUGAACAUUGCUCCUGCUGCUUAAAAGUGGCCAGCUUCCUCCUCCAUUCCUUGACUUCUACAUACCUAUAUACAUCUUCCCUAUUACUAAUAGUGUACUAUAAUCAAUCUUUCACCCCCCUACCU